Molecule: messenger RNA, 2133 nt
Organism: Periophthalmus magnuspinnatus
Lineage: Eukaryota; Metazoa; Chordata; Actinopteri; Gobiiformes; Gobiidae
Gene: abi3b
Product: ABI family, member 3b
Exons: 5
Coding region: 59-1318 (419 amino acids)
Cellular component (GO): lamellipodium
Molecular function (GO): SH3 domain binding
Source: RefSeq, a predicted model, not a curated record
ACGCGCCCCUGGCUCAGAAAGUCCGUCUGAAAAACACAUUCACUUUAUAACCUGCGCCAUGGGAGAGUUACCGGAGCAGACAAACUUUACACAGGUGAUUGACGACAUUUUACAAUCAGCACCAAAAGCGACGAAAGAGCUGGUGGACAACCACAGUAACCUGCUGAAGGUGGCGGAGUACUGCGAGAGCAACUACCUCCAAGCAGAAGACCAGACAAAGGCUGUGGAUGAGGCCAAGGCUCUGGCCGCUCAGGCUCUGGCCAGUGUGGCAUAUCAGAUCAGCAGUGUGGCCUGCACCCUUCUCAAACUGCUGGACUUUCAGAGCUGCCAGAUCAAAAACAUGGAGUCCUCCAUCAACCUGGUGUCACUGGCAGCAGCGUUCCACCUGGAGAAGGUGGCCCGCAGAGAGAUAGGCGUCUUCACUUCACCUAAAAACUGUCCCCACACCAAGGCUAUAGUGCCCCCUCCAGGAGGCAUCGAGCCGGAGAGGAGAUACUCCAGAACACCUAUUUCAUACAGUGAUCUGGACACCAUAGGACACUACUUCCAGGGGACAGGGCAGCAGCCUGAAAAGAAAGAGGAGACCAUCGCUAACAUCACCAACAUAACCACUUUUGGCAUUGCUGUCCCACCACCCUCUGUCCCCACUCAGCCCAACAGCUUUUCCGGUGACUCUCUGCCUCCUACUCCAUCCAUGACAUCAGUUGUACCUGCACCGAUCUCCACCCUCUCCUCUGCUCCUCCUUCUCCUCCUCCACCCGCCCCCUCCUCUGUGCUCUCCCCCUCUACUCUCCCUCCACCUCCUCCACCCGCCCCCUCCUCUGUGCUCUCCCCCUCUACUCUCCCUCCACCUCCUCCACCCGCCCCCUCCUCUAUGUUUUCCCCCUCUACUCUCCCUCCACCUCCUCCUCCUGCAUCAGCCCCCUACUCUGUGCUCUCCCCCAUUACUCUCCCUCCACCUCCUCCUCGUCCACCCGCCCCCUCCUCUGUGCUCUCCCCCUCUACUCUCCCUCCACCUCCUCCUCCUGCAUCAGCCCCCUACUCUGUGCUCUCCCCCUCCACUCUCCCUCCCCCUCCUCCAGCCAUGACCCCCACAUACUCCAGUUACCCUCCUCCACCCCCACCCCCUGGUUCCAUGUCAGCAGACGGCUCUUCUCUCCCUCCUCCACCUCCUUUGCUGUCACAUAUUGAGUCCUUACCUCCCCGUCCUCCUCCAUCAGGCUCAGGGUCCUUACCUCCUCCUCCUGCCCCUGCCUUUUCCUCUGCCACAGGUGUACUGCCACCUCCACCACCCCCUCCUCCACCUAUUCUUCGGUAAUAUUGUUUUCUCUGAAGAUGUGUUUAAGCUUUAAAGAGUUUAUUUUGGUACAAAUAAAUGUGUUGAUACAGAGAUUCAUAACUAAUAGGAAGCAAUACAAAUUCUUUUUUGAGUUGUUACAGAAUAUAACCAGGCUCUAGAUGUAUAGAUAGAUUUGAUUUGAGACGGUGUAAGCUCUCAUGUGUCUUGGAGUGGUUCAGUGUAGAGAAGGUUUCAAUGGUGGUCUCCUGGACACAGUUUUUAGGCAUUUAAGACGUUAUGGCUCCCGCUCAGAGAAGGAUAAAUCCUAGUGCCUCACAUCAAAUUAAAAAUGGCUUCUGGAUGGGAACUGAAACAUCUUGAUUGCAAAAACAUUGUCCAGAUGAUCAUUGUUGAGACCUUUCUUUAUAUUUGUCAUUUUCAGAUCACCCAAAUUGAGUGGGCUGGGAACCCGGCUUAUAUGUUACUAUUUAUAAUAUUAUAACUAAUCAUUUCGACAAAUUGUCUAUAUCACAUUACAUAAUUUGAACAAAUAGGUUGCCAAUAACAUUACAAAGAGAAUGCAGUCUUUCUUUGAGCAUGGAAGAACAAGCACCAAAAAACACAACUCUGUCAGGAUUUCUCCCUUCAAAGUGUUACCUCUUCAUCAGCGUUGUUCUUUCAGAUUUGCCACGAUGACCAGAUGUGUGUUACUUUUGCUUUUUUUUUUAUUACAAGAGGAACUGUUUCCUCCUGUAUGUACUGCAGUGAAGCUAUGAACAAACAUGGGUUUAAUUUAGGUGUGUCCUGGCCUUUUAUGACAUCUGUGCAUGUACAAAUAAAUACUUCAAAAUCAC